AAAAUAUAGAUAGAGAUUAAAGGUGAUCGACCAUGAACUCCAUUUGCUGAGUUAUCUAUCUAUUUCAACAAUUAAUAAUUCAAUACUUUAUUAAGUGUAUAAUUAUCAUAUAUUUUAUUGCAAAUAUCUGUCAAUAUUGAGUAUUAUUUUAAAUAAUAUUAUAAUAUUAUUACAUACUUCAAUUUUUUAAAAAUGGAAGGGAAGAUGUUUACCAUUAUUCUCUUUAUUCUUCAUAUCUGCAUUGCUGCUACAGUUGAAAAUUGCCCUACAAUAAUUAGACGGAGCAUAUGGGGUGGGAGAGGAACAACAGAUGUGAAUUACUUGAUUCUUCCAAUUCCUUACGUUGUAAUUCAUCAUACAGCUACUCCAGAAUGUAACACCAAGACUACAUGUAGCGCGAGAGUUCAAGCUAUUGCCUCUUAUCAUAUGGAUGAUCUUGGAUGGACUGACAUUGGAUAUUCAUUCUUAAUUGGUGGCGAUGGAAACAUAUAUGAAGGUGCUGGAUGGAACCAAGAAGGAGCUCAUACUUAUGGAUAUAAUAAAAGGUCCAUUGGAAUUGCCUUCAUAGGAAAUUUUCAUGAAAAACUUGCAAGCGACAAGAUGAUGGAAGCAGCACACAAAUUGAUUCUUUGCGGCAAAUCACAAGGAAUACUUAGAGAAAAUGUUCGUGUAAUCGGAGCCAGACAAGUUGUGAACAUUAUAAGUCCUGGACUUGAACUCAUGGGACAAAUUCAAAAUUGGCCAGAAUGGGUUGCUACACCUUAACUUAACUUUUCGUACAUUACUUUGACGUACUAAUUAUUUAUCAGUAGUAGGGUUAAAAUAUCUUAGUACUUAGUAAUGUAAUAAAUAAGUAAAGUUACAUUACAUAACCUCAAUUUAAGAUACUUUUAAAUCAUUAUUAUUUGUUCGUAAUGAUCUGGUUAAGAUGAUACCGGCAAAUAAACAAUGCUAUAUUCAAAGUAAA
This is a messenger RNA of Hylaeus anthracinus, 967 nucleotides long. Its product is annotated as peptidoglycan-recognition protein SA-like. The record is from RefSeq and is a predicted model, not a curated record. Gene Ontology annotation, biological process: peptidoglycan catabolic process; innate immune response. Bases 193 to 765 code for a protein of 190 amino acids. Lineage: Eukaryota; Metazoa; Arthropoda; Insecta; Hymenoptera; Colletidae. The transcript is spliced from 4 exons. Gene Ontology annotation, molecular function: peptidoglycan binding; N-acetylmuramoyl-L-alanine amidase activity; zinc ion binding.